AUGCAUUUACCUGUACUCCCUCUACUUCUUACGGCCGGUGCUGUCACUGCUAUGCCGGCCGUCUCUCGUGCUCAGGGCAAGACCGUCGUGUCAAACAUCCAGGUGGGACCGCGUCCUUUCUACCUGGUAGACGACAUGAAUGAGAGCCCGUUGAAGCAGAAAUUGGCUUCCUGCAGCGAGAAGCCCAUCGAGAAAGCGCCAGCCUUCUCUAUCUCCCACCGUGGAGGGCCCUUACAGUUCCCCGAGCACAGUCGCCAGGGUAUGCUCGCGGGCGCGCGAAUGGGGGCCGGAAUCAUCGAAUGCGACGUUGCCUUCACAAAGGACCGCGAGCUCGUUUGUCGCCAUUCGCAGUGCGAUCUACACACCACCACCAACAUCCUGAUGAUCCCGGAACUAGCGGCCAAGUGCUCCAAACCAUUUACCCCGGCCACGGCGAGCCAGCCGGCGUCCGCUCAAUGCUGCACUUCCGACAUCACUCUCGCCGAGUUCAAGUCCCUUUGUGCGAAGAUGGACUCCAGCAAUGCCGCAGCGACCACACCGCAGGAAUAUCAGUACGGAGGUCCGGCCUGGCGCACCGAGCUGUACGACACUUGUGCCGAACCGAUGGAACAUAACGAAUACAUUGAGUUGAUCGACUCGCUUGGGCUGCAGCUCUCCCCCGAGCUAAAGACACCGGCUGUCGCCAUGCCCUUCCAGGGCUCCUACACUCAGGAGAUGUAUGCGCAGCAGCUCAUCGACGACUACAAGCGUCAUGGCAUUGAUCCCGGUCGCGUGUGGCCCCAAUCUUUCCUCCAGGCCGACAUCCUGUACUGGAUCGACAACGAGCCCUCGUUCGGCCGACAGGCUAUCUACCUGGAUGACCGUGUGGACACAAAAGACGGCUACCAGACAGCGGUGGACAGCCUGCCCGAGCUGGCCAAGCGCGGGGUGAAGAUUAUGGCGCCUCCGAUCUUUGCGCUGCUGAAUGCGACCGCUGACGGCGAGAUCGUCCCGUCCGAGUACGCCGUCGCAGCGAAGGAUGCGGGCUUAGAUCUUAUCACCUGGUCCUUGGAACGCUCGGGGCCCUUACAGCAGGCGGCGAAGACGUCUGAGUACUACGUGCAGUCGGUGGCAUCGGCGAUUAGCAAGGAUGGGGAUCUGUAUCGCAUCGUGGAUGUAUUGGCGCGCAAAGUCGGAGUGCGAGGGAUCUUCUCGGAUUGGCCUGCGACGGUAACUUAUUAUGCUAAUUGCAUGGGGCUCAACUGA
Messenger RNA from Penicillium mononematosum, 1245 nucleotides. RefSeq names its product glycerophosphodiester phosphodiesterase family protein. The record is from RefSeq and is a predicted model, not a curated record. Gene Ontology annotation, molecular function: glycerophosphodiester phosphodiesterase activity. NCBI's taxonomy places the organism in Eukaryota, Fungi, Ascomycota, Eurotiomycetes, Eurotiales, Aspergillaceae. Bases 1 to 1245 code for a protein of 414 amino acids. Gene Ontology annotation, biological process: lipid metabolic process. The transcript has a single exon.